Molecule: messenger RNA, 2934 nt
Organism: Urocitellus parryii (Arctic ground squirrel)
Lineage: Eukaryota; Metazoa; Chordata; Mammalia; Rodentia; Sciuridae
Gene: Cd4
Product: CD4 molecule
Biological process (GO): immune response; cell adhesion
Cellular component (GO): membrane
Molecular function (GO): coreceptor activity
Source: RefSeq, a predicted model, not a curated record
UACAGAGCUCCAGGCCCUUACAUAGACAUAUCUGUGCAAGAAGCAGAGUGGAAGAAAGACAGGUCCAGAGGUUCAGGUCCCUGAUGAUUCAGGCCCCUGCCUGAUACCUCAGCAAGGCUAAAAUGAACCAAGGAGUUGCUUUUUGGCAACUGUUCCUGGUACUGCAACUGGCACUGCUCCCAGUGGUCACUCAGGGAAAGGAAAUGGUGAUGGGCCAAGUGGAUGGUUCAGUGGAACUGCCCUGCACAGCUUCCCAGAGGAAGAACAUGUUGUUUACCUGGAAAUAUUCUAACCAGAAGAUUCUGGGAAAUCAGAACAACUUCUUGACCAAAGGUUCCUCCCAUCUGAGUGAUCGCACUGACUCAAAAAAAUCCCAGUGGGAUCAAGGAUCCUUUCCUCUUAUCAUCUCUAAACUUAGGAUGGAAGACUCAGGGACCUACAUCUGUGAAGUGGAGAAUAAGAAGAUAGAGGUGGAAUUGCAAGUGUUCAGACUAACUGCCAACCCGAGUACCUCUCUGCUACAGGGGCAAAGCCUGACCCUGACCUUGGAAUCCCCUCCUGGUAGUAAACCUUCAGUGAAAUUCAAGCAACCAGGGAAUAAAAUUAGUACUAAUGUCAACGUCUUAGUACCCAAUGUGGGAUUCCAGCACAGUGGCACCUGGACAUGCUUCAUCUCCCAGGACCAGAAGAGUCUGGAGAUAAAAAUAAACAUCUUGGUGUUGGGUUUCCAGGAGACGCUCAACACAGUCUAUAAGAAAGUGGGGGAGCAGGUGGAAUUAUCUUUUCCACUGAAUAUCGGAGAUGAGGACCUGAGAGGGGAACUGAAGUGGCAGGCAGAGAGGUCUUCUUCCUCCAAGACCUGGGUCACCUUCUCCUUGAAGAAUAAGCACUUUUCUGUGCAAAAGGUUACCCAGGACCCAAAGCUCCAGGUGGCUGAGAAUCUCCCGCUGCGCUUCACCCUGUCCCAGGCUUUGCCUCAGUAUGCUGGUUCUGGAGAACUGACUCUGACUCUUGACAAAGGAAAACUGCAGAAGAACGUGAAGCUGGUGGUAAUGAAUGUGACUUAUCACCAGAAUGACUUGAUCUGUGAGGUGCUGGGACCCAUUCCUCCCAAGCUGGUGCUGAGCUUGAAGCUGGAGAACCAGGAGGUCUCAAAGCCCGAGAAGAGGAUUCGGGUGCCAAACCCCAAGGCAGGGAUGUGGCAGUGCGAACUGAAAGAUGGGGCCAAGGUUCUACUGGAUUUCCAGAUUGAUGUUUCACCCACAGGGUUAGACCAGUACCAGCCAAUGUUCCUGGCUGUCAUAAUUGGAGGCGCCUUGAGCUUCCUGCUCCUCGCCGGGCUCUGCAUCUUCUGUUGUGUCAAGUGCCGACACCGAAGGCGCCAGGCAGAGCGGAUGUCUCAAAUUAAGAGGCUUCUCAGUGAGAAGAAGACCUGCCAGUGCUCCCACAGGCUGCAGAAGACUCACAGUCUCACUUGAGGUGCAAGAGCCUGGGAGUUUCCCAUGUGCAUCCUCCCCAGCUAUCUUCCUCGAACUUCCUCUUGGACUUGGGCCUGCAGACCAGAUGAAUGUAGCAUAUCCCAGCACCCCUGGCCUCCUCUUGCUUUCUUCCUCCACACUGACCAUUGUUUCUCCUCUUUUGUUCCCAGCACCAUUGGCAGAGUCUUGCUCUCAAUUUUUCCUUAACAAAAUCAUUCUUCCCUAUUUCCUUUUCUUCCAAAUCCUAGCCCUUCUUUAAUUACUUCUUCUGGACCUACUCCCCAGCUGUUCACUUAGAUCCCAGGGCAGUGAGAAGGACCAGCCUUGCCUGGCAUGAGGGCAGGCCUGGGUCUAGAAAUAUGCAACCCAAGACUGUCAGUUUGUUGGAGAGGAACCUGGCACCAAAGAGGGUGGAGAUUUGCCCAACUGGUUAAGGACAAAUACAGAUCCAGGGACUCCUAAAGCCAGUCCCCAUAGUCCCAUGUUGCUUGCUUCUCACCCUAUGUGAGCAGGGCUGUACCUUGAUCCAAAUAGGCUCAGGUACACAAUCCAUGUACAAAAACACUAGUCCACAGACAAUUUCUUACACCUAAGCAGUUUAUAAACCAUUUUCUCAUCUUCAAUUUGACCCUUACAAAAACCCUGCAAGACUGAUAGUGACAAAACCAAGAUUAUUAUCUCUAGUUUUCCAGAAAUGAAACCCAGAGAAGCAAGAAGAUUCCCCACGGCCCUAUAGCCAGCAAGUGCUGGAGUCAGGACUAACCCAGGUCUCCUCACCCCUGUACCACCGCUGUUUCUUAAUGCAGGGACAAAUACCACACAGAUCUCUGCGGUGGCUAGUCACAGGUACCCAGCAUGCACCUUUGGAUCCACGGAAACACAUCACCCACAGGAAGGCCUGUCUCAAGAGCUCAGGAACAUGGGAGAAGAUCUUAGUGUCUAAAACCCCCUCCUUUAUCACCUGCUGGUCGUGAGGCUUGAUACUGGAAGAAAAUCCAUUCAAUUUUCUUAAUCAGAACACAGGAUGGGAGUAUCGGCCCCUUGGGAGAGAAUGUCCAGGGAACUGCCACUUACCAUGUACAGAACCAUCAGGAAGGCGAGCUGUGCUUAGGGGAAGAGGCAGGGAGUUAUCCUCGGGUGACCCUCUGAGGGGACCUCCUAUGAAAGGUGAUGAUGUUGGGCCUCAGCCCACCUCUUGUACCCUCCUUUUUCUCCCCCAAAACAAUUCAGGACAUGGGGAAAUUGAGGUUAUAUGUAUUCUCAUUCCUUCCCUUCAUGAUCCAUUUCUCUCAGGAUCCCCAGCCUCCUAUGCCUCUCUCCUUUCCCUUUCUUACCACCUCCCUCAGUCCCAACUCCUUGUCUGUUUUCCUUUCUCCUCUUUUUCUUUUCAUCUUGCCUCUCUUACAUACAGGAAGAUCACCUAUCUGCUGCCAGGGUCCCCAUUGCUUACUUUAUG